AUGACCGACUCGCGCCAGAUGCCGCUACUAGCGGACGACGGGGCGAGCGGCGGAGGAGCUGGUGGAGUGAACAGUAACAACUUAAUCGGCGGAUUGUACGGCGGGCUACACGGUAGUUUCAAGAUGGGCGGGGGCAGGUGGCGGUACCUGGCGGGCGCGGGGCUUCUGGUGGCGCUCGCGCUCUUCGCGCCGCUCGCCUACCAGAUGUGGCAGCCCAGCAGCGACGUCGCCUUGAUUCCCUCGCAAUGGCAAGGCGUCAUGCGCCUAUCCACCGCGCCAACCACCGGCGACGCCUGGAGCUCACUCAUAUUCUCCGCCGCUAAUCCCGCCGGGCGCGCCGCCGCCCUUGGCGGGGAGGCGGCCAGCGGAGAGCCGUGGGAUGCGAUGGAGAUGGAGGCCUCUGAAGGGCUGUUUCUCGCCGGCGCCGCUAACGUCAUGCCGUCACCUGAUGACGUGUUUUUGGCGUCUGAUGAUGUCAGCCCGCGCAACCCAUCCGAGGAUGGGUUGCGCGGAAGAGCGGAUGAGGCGGAAAAACGGCGAAACCAAACCGGCGCAUCAACCGCGGACAUGCUGCGGGGAUCUCCCCGCGCGGAUGCGCCACCCGCAGGAACAUCGGACGGAAAAGAGAUGGGGGGGGACAGUGGCGGGGGAAGGCGGACAGGGAAGCCGUGGGGGGAGCGCAAGGGGUUUGACGCGGCGCUUCCGCGCGCGACGGUGAAGCUGCUGCGGAGAAUGGCGAAGUCGGGCCUGCCGGUUCCGCGCGACCCGUGGCUAUGCGCGACACGUGCUGCUGACGUUGAGGGAUACACGCGACCUUCAGAGGAGGUGCGCGGGCAGUACGUGUUCCGCGGCAGCACGGUGGACCUGGCGGACUGCCGCCUCUUCCACGCCGCGCUCACCACGCCCUCGCCCUUCAACGCCACCUUCUCCACCCUCUCCCGCUCCGACCCGCUGCCCCUUCCCCACUCCGAACCCUCUUCCUCCACCUCCUCUCCCUCCUCCGACUCCUCCUCUUCAUCCACCUCUCCCUCCGCCCCCUCCUCCCCCUCCGCCGCGGCUCCCCCGAUCCCCAAGAUCGCCUUCCUCUUCCUCACGCGCGGCCCCCUCCCCCUGGCGCCGCUGUGGGAGCGCUUCUUCCGCAACCACUCGGCGUACUUCAGCGCGUACAUGCACGCCGCCACGCCCGGUUACCGCGUGGAGCCCCGCGUGCGGAAAAGCCUCAACCUGCGCGCCGUGCCCAGCAAGCCCGUGUUCUGGGGCACUCUGAGCAUUGUGGAGGCGAUCAAGAGGCUUCUCGCCACGGCUCUCCUGGACCCGCACAACGUGCGGUUUGUGGUGGUGAGUGAGAGGGACGUGCCGCUGCAUGCCUUCCCAACGGUGUACCGCUACCUGCUGGCGUCCAACCAGUCGUACGUGGGCGGUUACCGCAAGUUCUUCCGCGACAACAGGGCUGCCAUCAAGGUCUUCCCGCGUGAGCUCUUGGUGGACGGCUGGAUGCACGGCGAGUGCUGGGUCGAGAUGGCCAGACCGCAUGCAAUGGAGGUGGUGCGGGACUGGGAGUGGCACGAGAAGGGGCGCGACUACUGCGCGGUGAUGCAGCGCCCCACAUGCUGUGUGGACGAGAACCUCAUCCACAACAUCAUCACCUCCAAGCAUCCGCACCAAGUGGCCAACCGCAGUGUCAUGAGCGUUGAUUGGCAAAGAAAAACAGGCCACCCACACACGUACCUCCCUCGGGACAUCUCGCCCGAGUCGAUGCGGAGCAUUCAGGAGGAGUGGCAUGAGAACCAGAAGCGGCCCUACUCGCAGCCCAUGUUUCUGCUGCCCAAGGAGUCGCAGCAGUUUGUGAUGUCCAACCGCCGGUGUACAGUGAGCGGCGAGAAUGCCACGUGCUGGCUCUUUGCACGCAAGUUCAUCGGGCUGUCGCUGCGAGCUCUCAUGGACCUUCCAAGAGAUGUUCUUGGAUAUUAG
This is a messenger RNA of Closterium sp. Naga37s-1, 1971 nucleotides long. NCBI's taxonomy places the organism in Eukaryota, Viridiplantae, Streptophyta, Zygnematophyceae, Desmidiales, Closteriaceae. The record is from the annotation of a GenBank genome assembly.